CUGCCCAUCCAUAACCCUAAACCGACCCCUCACUUUAUUCCUCUUUGUUCUGCAAUAUUUUCUUUUCUCUAUAUAUCUUUGUGGACUCGCAGCUGCUAUAAACUUCCCUGUGGUGGUGUAAUUGAUCAUCAUGUCCUAGAAGAACAACUGUCAUAUAAUAGCUAAGCUACCUCAUCAAAUUAAAGACCGUUUACAUGGAGGAUUAUGGGGAUGAAGCAAAGAGUACAGGUUGCCCACGUGGACAUUGGAGGCCUGCCGAGGAUGAAAAACUCCGGCAACUUGUCGAGCAAUACGGUGCACAGAACUGGAACUCUAUUGCUGAGAAGCUUCAAGGAAGAUCAGGAAAGAGUUGUAGAUUGAGGUGGUUUAAUCAGCUAGACCCGAGAAUCAACCGAAGGCCGUUCAGCGAGGAAGAGGAAGAGAGGCUUCUGGCAGCACAUCGCAUUCAUGGAAACAAGUGGGCGCUGAUAGCAAGGCUUUUUCCCGGUCGGACUGAUAAUGCUGUGAAGAAUCAUUGGCAUGUUAUAAUGGCAAGAAGGCAAAGAGAACAGUCCAAAGUUUGUGGGAAGAAAAGUUUCCAAGAUUUCUUUAACGAUCACUCACCAAAUUCCUCCUCAAUUUCCAACAAUUUUGAUGCAAGCAGGAAAUUAAGAUCCCAAGGAUCAUCAAUCGGGUUUGGUCGGAAUAAUAUUAGUACUAAGUUCCUUGAAUUCCAAAACCCGAAUAAAGAUAGGGCAAUGUUCAUGGAUUCAAGGCCUACUAGCUCCUUUCCUUAUAAUUGGAACUUUGCUUCAAUGUCAACAACAUCAAACAACUCAUCUUCAGUGGAUUUAUUGGGAAGAGAAAGAAGAGAUUACAUCAACAAUGGUAGUUCUAAUUAUACGAUUUCUGAGCUCUCGAAAGGUUCGCAUCCUCAACUCGUUCAUCGUAGACAUAAUCCGACUUCCUCAUUCCUGUAUGGUUGCUAUAGGGGUUCUUCUAGUAAUGCAUUUGGGCGUCCAACUUACAGUAGCCCUUUUGGGUGCCCCAGUAAUCAUGCCGACCGUCUUAUUAAUCGUCAGGAUCAACACGGAAGUACGUUCAAGGAAGUGUUGCCUAAUCUUUAUGAGAAUGCAUCAACGUUGCCAAAGUGGAGGGUUGCAGCUACAACUACUAAAUUUGAUGACCAUGAUCCUCAAGAUCACGUGUCUAUCGAUCAUCACAAGGAAACUCCCUUCAUAGAUUUUCUUGGUGUGGGGAUCUCUUCUUAAUAAUCAUGCCCAAACUAUGGAAAUUUAAUUUAAUAUUUUUUUUAUAUUGUUGUAUUUUCAAAAGGGAGGGCAUGCAGAUAUUUAGGAUAUAUUAUAGCAGUUAAUAUAUUAUGACCGAUGAUACUUACCCUAGUUCUUGUAUUUAGGGACACCCGCCACCGGUUUGUAGUUGCUAGUACUCAAAUUAGUUCUCUAGGGUUGAGGUUUUCAAGAAUCAAAUAUUUAAUAUAUGUUGUCCUUAAUGAUAAAAAAGUUGUUGAUGAUUUUCUCUGCUA
Malus domestica (apple) is the source of this 1525-nucleotide messenger RNA. RefSeq names its product transcription factor MYB44-like. Lineage: Eukaryota; Viridiplantae; Streptophyta; Magnoliopsida; Rosales; Rosaceae. Gene Ontology annotation, biological process: regulation of DNA-templated transcription. The record is from RefSeq and is a predicted model, not a curated record. Gene Ontology annotation, molecular function: RNA polymerase II cis-regulatory region sequence-specific DNA binding; DNA-binding transcription factor activity, RNA polymerase II-specific. Gene Ontology annotation, cellular component: nucleus.